This is a messenger RNA of Sphenostylis stenocarpa, 1731 nucleotides long. The record is from the annotation of a GenBank genome assembly. Lineage: Eukaryota; Viridiplantae; Streptophyta; Magnoliopsida; Fabales; Fabaceae.
AUGAAAGCAGUGCCUGUGUUGCUGAAGCACUUAAUGAAAGCAAGGAGCAAGUUCCAUGAAAGGGGGAGAGAUGAAUCAUUUGAUGGGAAGUUGGAAAAGUUGAGAUUGGAGCUGAGCCAGAUAAAGAAGGUGUUUGUGAGAGUGAAGAAGAAUGAAGAAGAACUGCUUGACAGAUUAGCAGAGGUGGAUGGCCAUCUCCGCAAGUUAGACAGAAAGAGUUUGUAUCAAGACACGGAUGCCAUUUGCGAAAGAAUAAGUGAUUGUGUUCACAAGUUACUUCCAAAGGAUGAUGUUGAUGACUCAUCCGAGGAGGAGGGUCACAAGAGAAGUGAAAUACAGCGCUCAUCACGGCCCUCUUCAGAGAAACACAAGAAUCAGUUGCUGCUGCCUAAGCAAUUGCAUACGGAUCUGCACAUCCUAGAGGUUCAUGAACAACAUUGUCUGUUUUCUCUCUUAGUUUUCCCUGAAGGUGCUAUUAUAAAGAAAAAACAUACAAUUUAUUGGUGGAUUGGAGAGGGUCUUCUUAAAUAUUCAGAAGAUAAAACAGCAGAGGAAGAGGGUGAGGAUGUGAUGGAUAAGCUUUUUCAAUCGAAUGUGAUUGUACCGUAUGGUAAUGGAAAGUGUCCCAUUGUCAAUAAAUUUCAAAUCAAUCCUGUUUUUCGCCCUGGUUUGCUGUUACGGUUAAGAGAAAAAUACCACUCGAGUUAUGCAGUUGAUGUUAGAACAUACUAUAGCCCCUUGCGGGGUACAUGGUUAGUACUUGAACAACAAAAAGUUAUAGUAGGCAAUGGAGAUAGUUUGAACACUAGACGUUGGAUAGAUACUAUUUUUAAUGUUGGUGCGAGUUAUCUAAAUUUUGGAUCUAAUUGGUUGGAUAAAAAUAUGUACAAUUUAAAGGUGCUUCAACUUGGUCGUUGGCAAGAUUCUCCUUCACAUCACAUUGAAGUGGGGAGUGAAGAAUUCCUAAAGAAGUUGCUAAAUCAAAAGGAUUUGACUUAUAUUAGUCUUCGUGGGAUAUCAAGAAUAUCAAAGCUUCCACCCUCCAUUGCUCAACUUGAGAGCCUGCAAAUUCUUGAUCUCAAAGCUUGCCACAAUUUGGAAACAUUGCCUAAUGAUAUUUCAUCAAUGAAAAGUCUCACGCAUCUCAUUUUAUCCCAGUGUUAUUUGUUGGAAAGCAUGCCAAAGGGAAUUCAGAAGCUCACUCAGCUCCAAGUGCUCAAGGGGUUUUUAAAAGGAAAUCCUAGAAAGACCCCUUACACAGUAUCAGAUCUUGCAACUUUGAAAAAUCUGAGACAACUCAGCAUACAUUUAGGAUCUGAGGUUGUGAUCAAAGAUGGGGAGUUUGAAAGUUUGGGAGAGUUGCCAGCACUUGAGCAUCUCAAAAUAUCCUGGGGUGUGUCUGACACGAGGUACAGUGAUAUUAAAAUGAUUUUUCCUUCAAGUUUGAAAAAGUUGCAUCUUGAAGGCUUUCGAGGACAGAAAAUUCCAGAAUGGCUGAAGCCUAGCAAGAUGCCCAAGGGAUGCCAAGAGCUAAAAAUAGUUGGCGGAGAACUCAGAAGUAUGAAUUAUGAUGAAGAUAAGUACCUGUGGGGUAUGGAGAUUGUGCAUCUCAAGUACCUUAAGCAUUUGAAAGUUGACAUAGCAAAGUUGACAGGGUUGUUUCCUUUUCUUAAAUAUGCAGAAAUAAAACAAAUCUCAAACCAUUCAUACCUUGAGUGGAGCAUUGUUUAA